Molecule: messenger RNA, 1950 nt
Organism: Charadrius vociferus (killdeer)
Lineage: Eukaryota; Metazoa; Chordata; Aves; Charadriiformes; Charadriidae
Gene: SEZ6L
Product: seizure related 6 homolog (mouse)-like
Exons: 14
Coding region: 1-1950 (649 amino acids)
Biological process (GO): synapse maturation
Cellular component (GO): neuronal cell body; endoplasmic reticulum
Source: RefSeq, a predicted model, not a curated record
AUGUCUGCAACUGAUGGAGACUCCAACGCCGGAGCGGCCAAGCCGAGCGGGCUCGUGUGCUGCCCGGUGCACGUCACCACGACACGCAAUGCACGGUCCCUCGCUGUGGGGGUCCUCUGCAGCAUGAGCUUCCACGACCCCGAGGGCUACAUCGACUCCACGGACUACCCCCCGCUGCCCCUGCACAGCUACCUGGAGUGCACCUACAACGUCACCGUCUACACGGGCUACGGCGUUGAGCUCCAGGUAAGAAGCGUGUCGGGGGUGGACGGCGAUGCCCUGGUGGUCCUGGCCAACCAGACCCUGCUGGUGGAGGGCCAAGUGAUCCGCAGCCCCACCAACACCAUCUCCGUCUACUUCCGCACCUUCCAGGAUGAGGUGGUGGGGACCUUCCAGCUCCACUACCAGGUGUUUAUGCUGAGCUGCAGCUUUCCACGGAGACCUGAUUUCGGAGAUGUCACCGUGAUGGAUUUGCACUCGGGUGGAAUUGCUCAUUUUCACUGUCACCUGGGCUACGAGCUGCAGGGUCCCAGGGUGCUUACGUGCAUCAACGCAUCGAGGCCGCACUGGAGCAGCCCAGAGCCAAUCUGCUCAGUCAGGAGGCGAGACAGGUCUUCGAGCCAAAAGAGCUGCGAGAGGCAGGCGCAGAGCCCCAGCCCCCGCUAUCCCCAGGCCCUGUACUUCGUGCCGGGUGAUCUUGCUGGUCCCCUGAUCCCGCUGGCUGUGGGGAUGGUGGUGUACAGCGGGGACACGAACCAGGCCGCCAUCCUCUACGACUCGCUGCGCGCCGACAGCGUGCCCUUCGAAGGGGUCAUCAGCGACGGCUCCUCCAUCAGGAUUGAAUUCCUCGCGGAGGAGCCUGCGGCUGCCACGGCUUUCAACAUACGCUUCGAAGCCUUUGAGCGGGGCCACUGCUACGAGCCCUACAUCCAGAACGGGAACUUCACCACCUCCGACCCCACCUACAACCUGGGCACCACCGUGGAGUUCACGUGCGACCCCGGGCACUCCCUGGAGCAGGGCCCCGCCGUCAUCGAGUGCGUCAACAUGCGGGACCCGUACUGGAACGACACGGAGCCGCUGUGCCGAGCCAUGUGUGGGGGGGAGCUGACCGCCGUGGCUGGGGUGAUCCUGUCCCCCAACUGGCCGGAGCCCUACGCGGAGGGGGAGGACUGCGUCUGGAGGGUGCACGUUGGCGAGGAGAAGCGGCUCUUCCUGGACAUCCAGCUCCUGAACCUCACCAACAGCGACAUCCUCACCAUUUAUGACGGGGACGAGCUCACUGCCCGCAUCCUGGGGCAGUACGUCGGCAGCAGUGGUCCCCAGAAGCUCUACUCCUCCAGCCCUGACCUCACCAUCCAGUUCCACUCAGACCCUGCCGGGCUCAUCUUUGGGAAAGGGCAAGGAUUCAUCAUGAACUACAUAGAGGUGUCCCGCAACGACUCCUGCUCCGACCUGCCUGAGAUCCAGAACGGCUGGAAGACCACGUCGCACACGGAGCUGGUGAGAGGGGCCAAGAUCACCUACCAGUGCGACCCGGGCUACGACAUCGUGGGGAGCGACACCCUCACCUGCCAGUGGGACCUCAGCUGGAGCAGCGACCCCCCCUUCUGCGAAAAGAUGAAUCAAGACAGCUUUGAACAUGCUCUGGAAGUAGCAGAAGCUGCUGCAGAGACAUCGCUGGAGGGAGGAAAUAUGGCCUUAGCCAUAUUCAUCCCGGUGCUGAUCAUCUCCUUGCUGCUGGGAGGAGCGUACAUCUAUCUCACAAGGUGUCGGUACUACUCCAGCCUCCGCCUGCCCCUCAUGUACUCCCACCCCUACAGCCAGAUCACGGUAGAAACGGAGUUCGACAACCCCAUUUAUGAGACAGGAAGCCUUCCUCCAGCACUGCCUUUCGGGAUGAUCGGCCCCGGAAUGCCCGUGGGGACCCUCUGGGCACAUCGCUGCUGA